GCCACGCCUCCGCAGUGGUCUUCCUGUGAUUGUGUUGUCUGCGUCCUAUUGGGCAGACGCAUCUUGCCCGUCGUCACACAUUACAAAUUUUCACUUUACGCGUAAAAUAUUAUUAAAACAUGUCGUCUUUGUAUAAGCCGUUUUCUGUUUCGGAAGGGCCGUGCAAAGAUGCGAUACUGAGACGAGGAUGCACGCCGCUACAGCAUCCUGCAGCGCUGACCCGGAUUCCCUCCGCCGGCGGGGGCUCGACGCGCACUUUUACCCCAAUUCCUAACAUUUAUCCAGGCCAGAGGAAUCUAGCGGCCGCAGCAAUCGGAGGGAGAAAAAUCACCCAUCCGUGGAAGGCUAUUCUUGCAGGUGGCAUUGCAGGAGGCAUUGAGAUCUGCAUCACAUUUCCAACAGAGUAUGUGAAGACCCAGCUACAAUUAGAUGAAAGAGCAAAUCCUCCACGGUACCGAGGCAUAGGUGACUGUGUUAAGUUGACGUUGCAGGAUCAUGGGUUGAGAGGUCUAUACAGAGGACUUAGUUCACUGCUUUAUGGAUCCAUCCCGAAAUCUGCAGUACGGUUUGGGACAUUUGAGGUUCUUAGUAACCCGAUGAGGGAUGCCACGGGGCGGCUUGACAAUAAAGGAAGUUUGCUGUGUGGGCUUGGAGCGGGAAUUGCAGAGGCGGUGUUGGUGGUCUGUCCAAUGGAGACAGUCAAGGUGAAAUUCAUUCAUGACCAGUGCUCUCUGAGGCCACGCUAUCGAGGGUUCUUCCAUGGUGUACGGGAAAUAAUUAGAGAUCAAGGUGUCAGAGGGACGUAUCAAGGACUGACUGCUACACUUCUGAAGCAGGGCAGCAACCAGGCUAUACGCUUUUAUGUUAUGAACUUGUUGCGCAACUGGUACAAAGGCGAUGACCCCAGACGUGACAUGCAUCCGCUGGUUACAGCGUUGUUUGGAGCAACAGCCGGGGCAGCGAGUGUUUUUGGGAACACGCCACUUGAUGUGGUGAAGACUCGAAUGCAGGGUUUGGAGGCUCAUCGCUACAAGAGCACGUUAGAUUGUGCAUUCCAGAUUUUGAAGAAUGAAGGCCCUCAAGCGUUCUACAAAGGCACGGUCCCACGACUGGGCAGAGUGUGUCUAGACGUGGCCAUUGUCUUUGUUCUCUACGAGGAGGUUGUAAAGCUACUGAACAAUGUCUGGAGAACAGACUGAAGACGGACCAGGUUGCAGAACUGAUCGAGACAGACUGAACUAUCCACACACAGUUGGCCGCGUCAGUCAAGUCUAAAGAUCCAGACUUGAACCGUGACCUCUGGCCUAGAGGAUUUAAACCAUCCAUCUGUGUCUGUAUAGUUGAAGCCAGGAGCUUGAGCCACGAGAAAGAACCUGUAGCUUACGGUAUAUUUAUUGACGCACAAAAAUAUUGAUACAUGAGCAAGCGUUUCAUCAGUUUGCACUUCGGUAAAAUCGUGCAAGUGUCUUCUCACCACCAUGCUUUUAUAGAGGUUGUCGUGAGACAGUCUACUUAUGUGGCAUGAAAUGUAAUGCACAUGUUCUUUUGUCCUAGUUUACAUAUACAGCUCUGAAAAUGUGCUUUUCUAAGAAAUCAAAUGUAUCGUGAUGUUGCCGCAAGUUUUAAAACUGGUCGAGGCUCAGACAUUCGUGAUACUCGAUAUAAAACUUGCAUGUUGAGUGCAAUCAUGAAGACCAGGGCAUUCAAGCUUGAUGUUUUUUAUACAAUGUAAAUGGCAGCUU
Messenger RNA from Sinocyclocheilus rhinocerous, 1742 nucleotides. RefSeq names its product tricarboxylate transport protein, mitochondrial-like. Bases 120 to 1199 code for a protein of 359 amino acids. The record is from RefSeq and is a predicted model, not a curated record. Lineage: Eukaryota; Metazoa; Chordata; Actinopteri; Cypriniformes; Cyprinidae. Gene Ontology annotation, cellular component: mitochondrion. The transcript is spliced from 9 exons. Gene Ontology annotation, biological process: mitochondrial citrate transmembrane transport. Gene Ontology annotation, molecular function: citrate secondary active transmembrane transporter activity.